AUGUCGACGGACAACGCAACGGAUUAUUUAAAAUACAACCAUCUCGCACAGGAAGAGGUAUUUGCGAGUUUAGUGUCCAAGUUAGGUAUAAAACCUGGAUUUAGGUGCCUUGAUAUUGGUUGUGGACCUGGUGAUUUCACGAAACGUUUGGUUGAUUUUGUGGGAAAAGAUGGAUAUGUCCUUGGUGUUGAUCCUGACGAAAACAGGAUAAAUGUUGCUAAAGAGGCUUACUCACUUGUUCCUAACUUAGACUUUAUGUGUAUAAACGCUGGAAACAUGCCCACCGAUCUUCAGAAAUUUGAUGUUGCUUCCUCAAGUUUUGUUUUGCAUUGGAUGAAAAACGAGGAAAAGUGGAAGACACUAGAAAAUGUUUUCAACCUACUAAAGACAGGGGGAACAUUUAGUUUCCGAUGUUUGUUAAAUCAACCUGAGUUGAACAAACGUAUAUAUAGCUUUGUGGAAGAUAAAGAAAAAAUUGCCCAUGUCCUAAACAUGGAAUUCCCGACGUUAAACGAAUAUAAACAAAAAUUAACAGAAAAUAUGUAUGACAUUGUAGAGAUACAGGCUACAGAACAUACUGUUGUUUAUCAAACAGCUAAUCAACUCCUAUAUUCUUUAAAGGCGUCAAUAAAUUGCAAGGUGGACUUUGUUCAGCUGUAUGACAAAUACAAAGACCAUUUACAAUUCGAGCAAAACAAAGAUGGCGAAUAUAUAAAAAAUCUUCAAUUAAUUAAUGUUGUUGCGAAGAAACCGAACAAAACGUGAAAUUCAUGCUGUACUGUAUAAUGAUGCUCCUAAUUCCUUUAUUGUUAAACUAUAGUUUAAUU
Hydractinia symbiolongicarpus is the source of this 827-nucleotide messenger RNA. Its product is annotated as ubiquinone/menaquinone biosynthesis C-methyltransferase UbiE-like. The record is from RefSeq and is a predicted model, not a curated record. The transcript has a single exon. Lineage: Eukaryota; Metazoa; Cnidaria; Hydrozoa; Anthoathecata; Hydractiniidae. Bases 1 to 765 code for a protein of 254 amino acids.